AUUCAAAUAUAACGCAAAAAAGUGUUGAAAGAGUAGGGCCUACGACUUCCAAGAACCCUCAAAUCCACAGCCAAUUCCUACCCUUUAUCCUCUCCCUCCAAUGGCCACCACUGUGCUAAAAGCGCCACCUACUUUCGGCACAACCAACGGCAGCAAUUCGACCCUAACGUCCCGUAAUUUUACUCGCGUAUCGUUUAUUUCUAUUGGACAGAAAUGCUCUGUUAAACGAUGCCGUAAUUUUCACUCUAGCAUUACUAGUAUAAAAUCCCCACACCGCUCGCUUAAGAAGUUCUUAAACUUCGCUUCAGAUGGAGAAGCUGUUGAAACGCAAACUGAAACCCUAGAGAAAGACCCCGCUCAGGAAGCUGAACCUGAUAUUGAGGGCAGUUCAGAUGGUGGUGGUGGUGUUGAUGCUGCCAGUGAGAGUGACAGUGCAGUUGCAGAGGAAUCUGCGUCAGCUGUUAAAGUGUCACUAAAUUUGUACAAAGAGGCUUUGGCAAAUAACGAUGAGGUGAAAGUCGCCGAGAUAGAGCUAUUCCUUAAAUCAAUUGAAGAUGAGAAAAUUGAUCUUGGGAGAAAAGUGGCUACUUUAUCAGAAGAAUUGUCAUAUGAAAAGGCUAGGAUUCUUAGAAUCAGUGCUGAUUUUGACAAUUUUCGAAAGAGAACGGAGAGAGAACGCCUUAACUUGGUAACAAAUGCACAGGGUGAAGUGGUGGAAACUCUGUUGUCUGUUUUGGAUAAUUUUGAGAGAGCCAAAUCCCAGAUCAAGGUGGAAAAAGAGGGAGAGGAGAAGAUCCAUAAUAGUUACCAAAGCAUAUACAAACAGUUUGUGGAGAUUCUUGGAUCCCUUGGUGUUGUCCCAGUGGAGACUGUGGGGAAACCGUUUGAUCCCAUGGUAAGCUUCCGAGUUGGCUCAAAAUUCAGUAGAGUAAUAUAUGGACCUUUUGAAAAGCUGUAUAAAGUUUGUUCUGGUAUUAUCAAGACCUGGAUAAGAUUUUAACUCAAAUUAAUUUAUCGAUUGAUUGGAGCCAACUCGCUCCACGAAGCAAUAAUGCGCGAAGAUUCAACAGAAUUUGAAGAUGGUAUUAUCCUUGAAGAGUACCGGAAGGGUUUCAAACUUGGUGAGAGACUCUUAAGGCCAUCAAUGGUGAAGGUUUCAUCCGGCCCAGGGCCUGCAAAAUCCAAAACUGCCGAGCCAUCAGAAGAAGCAGAAGUCAAAGAAUCUAGUGAGGAGGGCAGCCCUGAAGCUGCAUCUGCCGAGGAAUAGCGGCACUUUGAAAAAUCAAUUUUGUACUAGCAAAUACUUACUAAAAGUUAUUAUUCUUGUAGUACCAUAUGCUUGUGAGAUUUGUUUUAUUUUCUAUUGGGAUAUUGGUUUGAAGAGAGGAGCACUUCCAUAUCUGUAUAGUUCGUUGUUCAACGAAUUUAAGAGGUAACACGCCCAUGUAGCAGAAA
Molecule: messenger RNA, 1455 nt
Organism: Olea europaea var. sylvestris
Lineage: Eukaryota; Viridiplantae; Streptophyta; Magnoliopsida; Lamiales; Oleaceae
Product: protein GrpE-like
Exons: 4
Coding region: 101-1000 (299 amino acids)
Biological process (GO): protein folding
Cellular component (GO): chloroplast
Molecular function (GO): adenyl-nucleotide exchange factor activity; protein-folding chaperone binding; protein homodimerization activity
Source: RefSeq, a predicted model, not a curated record